Messenger RNA from Penicillium cinerascens, 2012 nucleotides. RefSeq names its product RNA polymerase-associated protein. Gene Ontology annotation, molecular function: DNA binding; RNA polymerase II C-terminal domain phosphoserine binding. Gene Ontology annotation, cellular component: Cdc73/Paf1 complex. The record is from RefSeq and is a predicted model, not a curated record. The transcript is spliced from 3 exons. NCBI's taxonomy places the organism in Eukaryota, Fungi, Ascomycota, Eurotiomycetes, Eurotiales, Aspergillaceae. Bases 1 to 1827 code for a protein of 608 amino acids.
AUGGCGGACGAUUUGGAUGCUGAGCUGCUGGCUCUCGCUGGUGACUCUGAGGAGGAAAACUCCCCUCCCCCUCAGCAGAAGGAUGAAUCACCAGAACCUUCUGGCUCCCCUCGCUCACCAGAUCGUGAUCGUUCACCGGCAGCCAUGGGUGCCAAGGGAACUGCCAAAUCUGCUCGCCGGCCGCGGAAGGUGAAGGAUGAAGAUGGUGAAAUCUCCGAGGCCGAUUCCCAACACUCUCUGCAGUCCGCCGCAAUGUCUGAAUCUGACUCCGAUGCGGGAGACGCCACCGAUGAAGAAGACCGGCCCAUCUUCCCAUAUGACAAGCUAUACUACUCCGCGAAGGAGAAGCAGGAAAUCUCGGCAAUGCCAGAGAUUCAACGUGAGGAGCUUCUCUCAGAGCGUGCCCAGCAAGUCGAUCGCCACAACCAGGAUCUGGCUCUACGUCGCCUCCUAGCCUCGCGAGAGCGCGAUGAACAGCGAGCUGCUGCUAAAGCCAAGCGCAAGGCCGGGUCCGCUGGCCUGGAUGACAAUCAGCGGAAGAGCUCCCGACAGAAGACGACUCUGGGUGGCCGCAAAGUGGGAGAAACCUCUGCCGCCAUCGACGCUUACAAGCGUCAGCGUGAGCAGAAGGGCAAACGAGAUGAACUGCGCCGCCGCGAUACCCCACAAUCCCGCAGACGCUCCCGCUCGCUGGGCUCUGACAUGUCCGACGAGGAUGUCGAAGCCGAAAGCGACCUCGAACUAGAUAAUCGCCGCUCGCCCUCCAUACCUAAAGACGACCCGCCUGCCGAGCUCCGGGAUAUCCAGCGUGCUCGUGUUGGCCGCAGCAACUUUGCCCAGGUCUGCUUCUACCCUGGGUUCGAAGAUGCCAUCAUGGGCUGCUACGCUCGUGUCAAUAUUGGACCCAAUGCGGACACUGGCCUGAACGAGUACCGCGUCUGCUUGAUCACAGGCUUCACUACGGGCAAGCCCUAUGCCAUGGAGGCUACAAAUGGCCGGCCCUUUGUCACUGACCAGUAUGCCAAGAUGGCACAUGGCAAGGCAAUCCGCGAGUUCCCUUUCAUUGCCUGUUCCGACUCCCCCUUCACUGACACUGAGUACAACCGCUACCGCAAGACUAUGGCCGUUGAGGAUGGCAAAAUGGCCACUCAAACAAAGCUGGCCUCCAAGGUCGCUGAUAUCAACCGCCUGAUCAACCACCAGUUCACAGCCGCAGAACUGAACGAGAAACUACGCAAGCAGGGUACAUUUGACGCCAAGAAGGAUGUUCUUCGUCGUGUUGACCUGGAGCGAGAUCUCAAGUUCGCCAGGGCCAAUGGUAAGGAAGACGAGGUCGAGAAGCUGCAGAAGGAAUUGGAUCAGAUUCUCAACCCUAAUCUCUCCUGGGGUACCACCCUCCUGAAGCCAGCUGCCGACAAGACGCUCUCCGAGGCAGAGCGUGUCCACCUGAUCAAUCUUCGCAACCAGAAGCUCAACCACGAGAAUGUCCGCCGUGCACAAAUCGAAGAGCGAAAGGCUGCUCGCAAGGCCGCCGCCGCAGUUGCACGUGGCGAGGCCUCUACCGAUCCUUUCAUGCGUGUCCGAACCAUCGCCAAGACUCACCACGAUGUCUCCGACAAACCGAAGGAAGAGAUCCUGCCUGCUGAUGGCACUCCCGUCGAUACCCCCAAGGACGCUUCCAAGCCGGGUACUGAUAGCCCUUCGGUGGCGACUCCCAAUUCUGGUCUGACUCCGAAGAAGCCCAAGAGUGGUUUUAUGAUCAGCUACAGGAAGAACGACGACGAGGCCAUUGGAGAUAUGGACCUGGGGAUUGACAUUGACAUCUAGGUAUUUGUCUUGUUGAUUUUGAUUCUAUUUACCAGAUUUGCGUAUCAGCCUUGCCAGUCGUGUACACACUAGAGGAUCUUGCGGUGGAUGCAGAAAACGGCUUCUUUUCUUCUUGUUAUUAUCGGGAAUUGGCGCAUGGGCUUUGCGGCGUCUAUUCAGAAAAUCUUUAUGGGAAUCUGUUUUGU